Thalassophryne amazonica is the source of this 6358-nucleotide messenger RNA. RefSeq names its product BAF chromatin remodeling complex subunit BCL11B b (gene bcl11bb). Gene Ontology annotation, cellular component: nucleus. Lineage: Eukaryota; Metazoa; Chordata; Actinopteri; Batrachoidiformes; Batrachoididae. The coding region runs from base 620 to 3142 and encodes 840 amino acids. Gene Ontology annotation, biological process: positive regulation of transcription by RNA polymerase II. Gene Ontology annotation, molecular function: DNA-binding transcription factor activity; RNA polymerase II cis-regulatory region sequence-specific DNA binding. The record is from RefSeq and is a predicted model, not a curated record. The transcript has 3 exons.
CGUCUUCACCUCUCUCUCUCACUCUCUCUCUCUCUCCUCUCUCUCACUCUCUCUCAGCUCCCGCCACUAGAGCCAAGAGUUGCCGUUCCGCGCACCGAUGCCAAAACGCGCAGGAGUCAGUGCCAAAGGGUCAUUUUAGCGCACUACUGCUGUAACGGAAGGACCGCGUGACUCCAAGAACACACAGUUUGACCCCAGAUGAUAUGUCAAUCCGUUUUGUUUUAAAGGAAUAGGUGCCAAAUAACAUUUUACCAGUCACCGGUGGAGUGUCUAAUCCGCGCGUUCGCACUCCAGGAUAUUUUUACGCAUCUGCAAACACUCCAAUCAUCAUCUACCUGCGCCAAAACACCAGCUUCCUAAAACUACUUCAGCUUCCUCAAUCCAGGUAUUGGUUCCCCUGAAGAAGUGACGCGCUGCGGGACGUUGCGGGCGUUUCGGUGUCCCCGUCGGUCCGUUCACCUUCAGGGCGCGCAGCAAAGUUCCACUGGACGGUUGUGAGCAGCAGGAGAGGGGAAAGAAGGGAAAGUUGGUCACCUGCGACCCAGUCAGGACCGACACCACGGUCCAAGCCGACUCCAAGUGCCGUUCACCGGGCGAUGCCAGAGUAAAUGCCGGGGCAAUGUCCCGCCGCAAGCAGGUGAACCCGCAGCACUUAUCGUUGACGCACCGGGAGACAAUACAAGCAGAAGCUAAUCAUGAUUCAGGGGCAGGAUCUCCAUCUCCAGAGCCAUCCACCCCCAGCCUGCGGAGAGGAGGACCUGGGCAACACGAUUUGCUGACCUGCGGCCAGUGCCAGACCAACUUCCCCCUGGGGGACAUCCUGGUGUUUAUUGAGCACAAGCGGCAUCUGUGCCGGGGACGAGGAAGUGGACCAGGGUCCUUCUCCAAGAAUGGGGAGCACGGCGGGGGCGUUGGCAUCCCCAUCUCUCAUAGGGUCAGGUCUCUGGAGCCGGGUAGAGGGCCUGUCCCAGUGGAGGUGGGCAUCCAGGUUACACCCGGCAGAGAAGAUGAUGAGGAGAGGAGGCUGACGCCAGCGAAGGGGAUCUGCCCCAAACAGGAGAGGGGAGAUAAAGAUGAGCCAUCAAGCUACAUCUGCACUACCUGUAAGGAGACCUUCACCAGCGCCUGGUUCCUGCUGCAGCAUGCCCAGCACACACACGGCAUCCGUAUCUACCUGGACAACCACCUAGUCAACUGCUCCCUGACGCCACGCAUGGCUCUGCCACCGCCCCCGGGAGCCGAUGCCCUGCCCCGCUCCCCUCUCACAACUUUUCUGGGUGACACCAACACUUCCACAAUUCCAUUUCACCUUCUACGCAUGGCCACGCCCCUGCUCAGGGAACACACCCCACAUCCAGGGUACCUGGAGACCCGAUUGCCUGCCACGCCCCCAUUCAUCAGCCCUCCACCUCCCCCUAGACCCCCUCUAGAGCGGUUGGGCCCAGAGGAGAUGGGGCUGCUGUCCCAGCACCCCAGUGCCUUUGAAAGGGUGAUGAGGAUGGCCCCCAUGGAACCACCUUCCAUGGAUUUCUCCAGACGACUGAGGGAACUAGCAGGAAACACGACCAAUAACGGUGGUCCCACGCCUCCUCUUUCGCCAAACCAUGUGCCACCCAUGCACCGCCUGCUAAGUCCCACACUUUUCCAGCCUGGCUCCAAACCCCCAGCUUUUCUCACCUACCCACCACCGCCACCCACCGCACAGGGCGGGCAUGGUUCUACCAGUUCUCCUGACACCCAGGGUCAAAACCAGUCACAGGGAAAAGCCAAAUCCUGCGAGUUCUGUGGCAAGAUCUUCAAAUUCCAGAGCAACCUGAUUGUUCAUCGGCGCAGUCACACAGGAGAGAGGCCGUACAAGUGUCAUCUAUGUGACCACGCCUGCUCCCAGGCCAGCAAGCUCAAGAGGCACAUGAAGACACAUAUGCACAAGUCCGGGUCCAUCGGUGGCUCACCAGAGCAGGGCAAUAGAGGAGAAGGUGGUGAGGGUGGUGAAGAAAAGAGCAGGGAGGGAGAUGCAAGAGGUAUGGGGAUGGAAAAUGAGGAGGAGGAAGAGGAAGAGGAGGAAGAAGAAGAGGAGGAGGAGGAAGAAGAAGAGGAGCUAAGGAAUGGCAGUCGGCCAGAUUCCAACAUAAGUGAGGACUCCCAGGAAUUCAGUCAGAAUAGGGAGAAUGGCCCAAGACCGUCCCCAGAAGAGAAACCCCUCAGUGGGGACAGAGUGGGCGACAGCGGCGGCGUGGGAAUCCUGCACCCGUAUAACCAUCUGGACACUCAUCUUAGACUUCACUCUAGCAAGAGAAUCCUGGAGAGACAACCUAACGGGGAUGGUGGUGAGACAGGUGAAUCGGAAAGAGAAAGGGAGACCGAACAGGAGCAGGAAAGGGAGCGAGAGGAGCAGGUGGGCCAGAGGCCUGUGAUGAACGGCAGGAUCAGCGUAUCUGAAGCAGACUCCUUUCCUACUCUCUUCCAGCGCCGGCCCACCCCCAUCACCAGCCCAAACCCUUCGAACAACAAGAGGAUCAAGAUAGAGAAGGAACAGCUGGAGCUUCCCCCCGCCAUCCCACUUAUCUCCCCGGAGAACGUCUACUCGCAGCUCCUGGCUGGCUACGCCGCUUCACGCCACUUCAUCAGAGAACCCUUCCUGGGCUUCACAGAUUCCCGCCAGUCCCCGUUUGCCACCUCCUCUGAGCACUCCUCCUCCGAGACCGGGAGCCUCCGCUUCUCCACCCCGCCCGGGGAGCUGGUGGAAGGAGGGAGCGCCUCGGGCCGCAGCAACAGCAGCACCCCUCACCUCCUGCGGGGACCUGGACCCGGCAGGCCCCCCAGCUCCAAGGAGAGGCGGAACGACACCUGUGAGUACUGCGGCAAGGUUUUCAAGAACUGCAGCAAUCUGACGGUGCACCGGCGCAGCCACACGGGGGAGCGGCCCUACAAAUGCGACCUGUGCAGCUACGCCUGCGCGCAGAGUUCCAAGCUGACGCGCCACAUGAAGACCCACGGGCAGUUUGGGAAGGAGGUUUACCGCUGCGACAUCUGCCACAUGCCCUUCAGCGUCUACAGCACGCUGGAGAAACACAUGAAGAAAUGGCACGGCGAACAUUUGAUGGCCAGCGAGGUCAAACUGGAGCAGGCGGACAGAAGUUAAAGCAACAACAAAACACAAAAUUCCCUCACUUCUUCUUCAGCUGAGGUUUGGUUGGAUAAUCCCUCACUUUAAAACAAACAAAAAAAGACAAAAGCAACAACAACAAAAAACAAAACAAAACCCUAGACUGAUUGAUGUUCAUCUUUUUUUCAUGUCACACAAACUGCCACCUGAGAAUACAAACAAAGGGAAACUUUAAUGAGAACUUGUCUGGAACGCCGCCGACUUGGUGUUUCUCGGCAAACUGAGGAUUUGAUCAGUUAGGAAUCCAUGGAGCCUUUUCUACUGUGCAAUAAUUUCUGUAUUUAUUGGAUUUUUUUGUAAUGCUAUUUGGCAUGUGCAGGUACAUCUUUGUGGGAUUUCAUAUGGAGAUUUAAAAAAAAAAAAGAAAGUAAGAAAGAACGAAAAACGUGCUAAAACAUUUUAUUUCCUGAAAAUGUAACAAACUGGAACGAAGUCUCUCUUGAAACAUUUUUUUUUUUUCCUUUAAGGAAGCUUAUCAUGUGAGAGUAAAAUAGUGAGAAGCAGUGAGCUUUAAAAAAAUAAUAAAAAAAUAAAAAAAGAGAAUUGUUUUCUAUAUGAAUUGCAGCAGCGGACUACAAUCCAUUCCCUCAUACAGGCCUAAAGCACUGAAUGUCAACCCGACAAUAAAAUAAAAUAAAAAAAACACCACGCUGGAUUUUAAAAAUCCAACCUGAUAAGUUACUUUUAAUUUAUUCAGGGAACUUGCCCAUUAAAUAUCGGCAUGUUAAUAAUUUCAAAAUGCAGUUACUGUAUUAUUGCUGUCCUGUUUCUUGUUUCAGUCAGGACAUAAAUAAAGGUUGCACUUAAUGGACGGACCCUUAUCUGAUGCUCAGUACAUUCCCAGUGUAGGAUUAAAACCACCAUAUUUAAUAUGUUGAAUAAGUUAAGACUACUUGUGAUUAAUGUGAGAAGGAGACCAGUCCUGUUUAUGGUUUGUAAAUAUAUUCUUUUCUUUUUUUUUUUGUUUAAAUAUAUAUGUUAAAGUUGCCCCAGCUGUAAGUGAAAGAUGGCCUAAAGCUAAACAAUCAUAAGACAUCAUCCACUGUACGUGAAAAAAUGUUUGUGUUAAAUUUCAGGUCAUCAUUUUCUCCGGCACAGUUAAAGGGGUCAUAUUAUGUGCCUUCACAGUCAGCAAAAAGAGGUCACGAUGUAGCUUAUGAACAGAAAUGACUAAAGUUUGGAGGCAAAAACAUUGAGGUGCAUUUAGAAAAGCAGUAUUUUUCCAUCAACAUGUGCCUGAUGUGCCCCCUCACGUUUAUAAAAUGUGUAAAAAGGUGGUGCCCAUCUCUUGCCCUUAAGUCGCUCUUACACCUGGCUGAGUUUGGUGCCGUAACAGGCCGAGGUACAUCUCAUAGCUCUCCUGUGGUUGCGUCCACCACAGCGGAGUUGUGAGUGGGCACACCACUCGGGAAAAGUCAGACAAGGUCUUUUAUUUUUUUCCUGAGCUUGCUGAACCCCCAGCCACCUCAGCUCCUCCCAUACUCAGCUGAGGAAGGCCCCGUGUCAAAAAAAAAAGAAAAAGUGCAGAGCAACUCUAUGCAACUUCAGGCGAACCUGAUGGACAGUCCAUCCUGAAUUCUUGAUAUCUUGGGAUAACUCAAGCUGAGUGCAUGUUCAAAACAUACACAGAUUAGGUAAGUGACUUUUCCUGACGUGCUGAUCUAUGCAGGGCAGCACACACACCGCCAAAUUCAGCCAUGUGUAAGAUGGGCUUUACGCCAAAAAAACCCCCAAAAAACACACCAGCUCAUAGACUAAGAAAGUCCAGAUAUAAACUUCUGUGACAUAUGUCACACAACUCCAAAACAAGCUAUUUCAGGAAGAAUGUUGCUGAUAGUUAUCUGGUUUGUGCACACAGACUGGUGACAUCUACACCGUGAUCUCAGCCACAUUUUACUGUGAAAAGAACAUAAAAAUGUUUGCACAAUAUGACCCCUUUAAGCCAUUAUUUUAACUCUACGCUAAAUCACUCCUUUCAGAUUCAGAAUCCCUCAGACCUGAGCCGACCUCUCUCGUCCCCUCAGUGUUCUGCAAAAUGGCUUCAAACGAGAGAGAGAGAGAGAGGAAAAAAACCCUUGAUAUCAAUAUGCGUUAGCGCGUGUUCUUCUCUCCGCAGCGCGCUCUAAGCCUCUCUGCGACAGCAUCUUUUCACACUCCACUAGCUCAGAUUCAUGCAUUAGAGCGUCUUCUUUUUUAUUUAUUUAUUUUUUUUUUAAAGGAAGCUUGUUCAUUCGUCUCACAAAGUGAUACGGGUUUAACUCCCAGUAAGAGAUUCUGAGACAGUGAGCAUGUCCGUGACUUGUGGGGGAUUACGCUUUUUAUUUUCUGCAUCAUUCAUCCUGAAAUGAAUCGGGAAGAAAAAAAAAGGCUAUAUGAGUUAUGAUAAUUUUGAGCACAGCUGCUCUGGUUGGAGGGGGGGAGCACAGGCCAUUCUUAUAGUAAAAAAAAAAAAAAAAAAGAUUGGUAUUGAGAAAUGAAGAAAUGGAGGGAGAAAGAGAGCAGGACCUUGACCAUAAGAAGGGUCAUUCAAAUGAAAUUGGAAGCAUAUGAAAAGUCUGGUUUUUGUACUCAAAUGCACAUCGACUGGCCACAUCUUGUUACGGAGCAUCAGAGCGAGCGUGAGAGCAGCCGAGCCACAUCAAAGCAGAUUGAGACAUCUUUCAUUUUACAGCUGCAAUUUUCAAUCAUCAGAAUCUUCACUUGAAAUGCUGACCUGCUUUUUUUUUUUUUUUUUUUGGGCCUAUUGUCAGGCUUUAUCUUUAGAUUCAGGAACAGGAAUAUAACUGUACCUUGAUUGCAAACUCCUGAAAUGCCAGCGAGGCGACAGCAGCUAAGCUAUAGACUAUAAAAAACCAUCCAUAUACGAUGAACAGUCGAACCCACGCAGAAUCCAAAUCAUACGUUCUGACAAUAUGUUUACAGUGUUGAAGUUUGCCAUGAAUGAAAUACUCUGUAUUAGUGUUUUAAAAACAAUAAUAAAGUAUUGUUUUUCUCCAAAGUUCUCUCAGAUGUUUUGAAUGCCAUAGCAGUUUUUUUUGUAUGAUUAUUCAGGUGGAGGGAUUUUAUCUUCAUGAAUAAAUUUCUGUAUAAUAGGGCAAGUUUUUUUUAUUUUUUAUUGUAAUAUUGCAGAACCAUUCCAGAGUUAUUUCUUUUCAUUUGUUGGCAAGAGUUUCUUCAAUGAUUUGCUUUUUA